GAUAUUGCUCGGUUUGAUUAACACUUUUCAUAAACUAUUUUCGACUCCCUUUCGCACACAAAUCGAUACAUAUAAAACACCAAAUGGAUGCAGAGGAGCAAACUCAGUGCAAUGGGGCCAACAAAGAUCCCGACACGAAUGAAACUAUUGUAGAUUCUGUUGUGAAAAACAACUUUAAGGUCCUAUCUGAAGAUACCAUUACAUACUUGCGUGAUAAACAUGUCCCAGAGGUAAUGGAAUUCAUUAUGAAAUCCAUUGUUGCACAGAAACCAGAGUCUCCCUUCGCCUUCAUUCACAAGCUCACCUCUACUCCGUAUCCACCACGAAUUGUUAUCGCCGGACCGCCCGCCACUUUCGUACAAACACACUGCGAACAAAUUGAGGCCUUCUACAAACAAAAAAAGAAUAUCCGUCCUGUUUAUAUUUCCUCUGGUGAACUCAUUCGCUGGGAAAUUGAGAACGGUACCCCCACCGGCAAAAUCGCAGAAGGCUAUAUUGCGAAUAUGCAAUUGGUGCCCGAUUGCCUUGUCUUUGGCCUUGUGCGAGAUCGACUCGAGCAGAAAGAUGCGCGGGAAAAUGGCUGGAUUCUCGAUGGCUUCCCCCGAACCGCCAAACAAGUCCACGACCUCGACGCACAAGGCUACACCCCCGAUCUUUACAUCCAACUCGUGGCCGCGGAUGAGGUGCUGAUGGAACGAGUGAUUUGGCAGCGGUUGGACCCGGCCACCGAUGUGAUUUACCAUCUCAAAACAAAUCCCCCACCGAAUAACGACUUCGCCCUGUUAGAACGUCUGACUCAGCGCCCGGAGGAUACGCACGAGUCGUUGAUGGAGCAUCUUAAGGCGUACCGCCAGGCCGCCACCGUCUUGGCGACGCAUUAUUCCCUUAUAAGGGUCUGUCAGAACGCCAACAUUCCCUUAAUCGAAGCGUUGAAAGAAACGGACAAGACGCUUGAAAAUCACUACAUUAGCUAA
Molecule: messenger RNA, 974 nt
Organism: Phytomonas sp. Hart1
Lineage: Eukaryota; Euglenozoa; Kinetoplastea; Trypanosomatida; Trypanosomatidae
Source: the annotation of a GenBank genome assembly